AUGGCAGCAGCAGCAGCAGCCGGCCGGCGCACGGUCGUCGUCACUGGAGCUGACGGGGGCAUCGGGAGCUCGUUUUGCAAGCACUACGCAAGCAAAGGUGACCAGGUCUUCGCCUGCAGACGAAAAGCAACCCCGGACGCGAGCUCGCUCUUCGACAACAACCCGAACAUCCACGUGGUGGACGGGGUGGAUGUUACCAUGGACGAAGGGGCGGGGUGUCUCGUUAGCGCCCUCGAGAAGGCCGGCAGCCCGAAGGUGGACGUGCUCAUCAAUAAUGCGGGAGUCAUGAAGCGAGACCGUAACACGCUGGACAUCGGUGUUUUGCGCGAGUCCAUGGAGGUUAACGCCUACGGUGCUUUGAGAAUCACCAACACUCUGCUCGGCAAGAGGAUGUUGGCUGCUCCUGGGGCAAAAAUCAUCUUGAUCACAUCAAAGAUGGGAUCGAUGGCGGAUAACUCAUCGGGCGGAGCUUACGGGUAUCGCAUGUCCAAGGCCGCACUCAAUGCUGCGGGUGUGUCAUUGGCCCACGAUCUGAAGGGCGAUGGUAUGGCCGUUGCCAUUCUUCACCCGGGCUGGGUGAGGACAAGGAUGACCGGCGACUCCGGAUUGGUUGACACCCACGAGUCGGUGGCGGGCAUGACGGAUAGAAUCGAGGAGCUAGACCUGUCGAAUUCGGGAACGUUUUGGGGGUUCAAGGGCGACGUCAUCCCGUGGUGAUGCUACGAACAGACAGAUUUUUUGCUUUUAUGGCUUGCGCUGCCCACCAAGAAGGGCAGACUAGAAUUGAGUGACGUGCAUUUUUUUGUUGUGUUGACAACGCGCGGAACAGAGGUCGACAUCCGAUGACGAUAGGGGUCAUGAAGAACGACUCCCUACCAGAGACGGAACCUAGGGAAUGGAUGCCUUGCGGUCCUUGCAAUGAGCUUUGGUUGCGCUGUCCACGGGCGUGCAGGGCUUGUCGGAUGCCUAUACGUAGGCAUGGGAGUUGGUAUCGAGGCAUGCUGAGUGUUGCGUUUGUUUUGUGCAAACGAGAAAACAGUGUUCAGCAUCGAGGCGCCAGGUUGUUGCACGUUGCCGACGCAUGUGCGCGUUCAAGCGCCCACCUCAAAAUACUUCUUCAGCAGAGAUCUUUGGUAAUUUGAAGUACAAAUUAAACCUG
Molecule: messenger RNA, 1159 nt
Organism: Ectocarpus siliculosus
Lineage: Eukaryota; Phaeophyceae; Ectocarpales; Ectocarpaceae
Source: the annotation of a GenBank genome assembly